AUGAAAUCCGGUUUGCUUCCUCUCUGUCACGAAGCCAUGAUCCUGGGUGAAAUAGCUUAUUACACUCCAUCUAGUGUAUUUCCUGGUCUUGGAAAUGGCGAUCAGACCGCAGACGGUGAACAUGAUCAACUGAAAGACUGGAACGCGGAGCGUAUAGCUGUAGCUGAAGCUCUGGGUCCUACUGCACGGGUCCUUUUCCUUCGCAGUCGCGGGUUGCUUGCUCUGGGAGAAACUGUUGAGGAAGCGUGGCACUAUGCUACAAACGCAGUGGUUGCGUGUGAUACGCAGGAAGCUAUGGCCAGUCCACACCGUGUUCGUCGUGCUCGCACGCUGGAUGGCAAAGGUUAUACCAGUCAGGAGGAUGAUGUGCAAAUUCCACCAGCAGCUUCUUCGAUUACCGCCACAAUGGCUUACUUCUAUGAUGAUGGCGUUCUGUCUGGAGAUGAAACUGAAACACAAAGACCCUCAACCUUACGCCGUGAUUGGUCUCAAAAGCAGUGGUUCAAUACACCGAAUAAGUAUACCAAAGAAGUAACUAAACCGUCUCCAGCCCAUCAGCCUGUUGCCCGAUGGGUUUCGGAACGAGAACAUGCUAUUCGAAAGGCGGUAUCUAGCGGUGCAUUACCACCACCAGCUCCCUUCCAUCCACUUACGCCAGCAGCUGUCCCGUUGGGUAGCACAGGAGGGCCAGCAACAGGCACAGCCUCCGCCUGUGCGCCGUACAACACAUUCGCUCCCCAAGGAUCCAAUCCGAAGGAGUAUCGUGAUCAACAGCGAAAGGUGAAGUCGAAAUAUUACCACGAUACAAAUACUGCUGGACCGCAGUCGCGUUUGCUCGAUGGCCUAACGUGGGAUGAAGCACGGCGUGUGAGAGACGAGGGUCUUGUCAAAGUUUUGGGUCCUCGGGGAGCCGCUCUGGUUACCCAAGGUGCUGUCACAGAUAUGCCAGUGGCUGCUGCAAGUAAAGCCAUAAUUCAAAGAGAUGUUCGCAAUGCUGCAGUCAUAUACGACGGCCUUUAUUCUCACCAAAACCCCUUCGAGAAAAUCACUGACGAAGAACUUGAAAUGUAUCGUAGGGAAAUUGAACUGAAAUCAAAUCCGGAGCUAGCCAUCGAGCUGGAGCGUCGUGGCAUGUUGGCUGCCGAUGGUACCUAUACGCCAGCACAGUCUCCGCCAAUCGGAGAUAGCUUGGCAGUAGAUAGCGGUGCCACCGACUUGGAGAGUGCUAGUGAAGCUGGUCCAGCUCACCUGGCACCACCAACGGGAACUGGUACUCUUACUUCGGAGCCCAGCGGAACGGAAGAGCACGGUGAUAGCGAGGAGAAGUAA
Molecule: messenger RNA, 1329 nt
Organism: Echinostoma caproni
Lineage: Eukaryota; Metazoa; Platyhelminthes; Trematoda; Plagiorchiida; Echinostomatidae
Source: the annotation of a GenBank genome assembly